Messenger RNA from Vespula pensylvanica (western yellowjacket), 2378 nucleotides. RefSeq names its product UBX domain-containing protein 7. The transcript has 8 exons. Gene Ontology annotation, biological process: proteasome-mediated ubiquitin-dependent protein catabolic process. The record is from RefSeq and is a predicted model, not a curated record. Lineage: Eukaryota; Metazoa; Arthropoda; Insecta; Hymenoptera; Vespidae. The coding region runs from base 370 to 1683 and encodes 437 amino acids. Gene Ontology annotation, cellular component: nucleus. Gene Ontology annotation, molecular function: ubiquitin binding.
GUAUAUAUAUAUUUGUAUGUAUGAUGCAUAAUGUAUGCAGAAAAUAUCGUUAAUUUUCAACCAUCAAUCUACUAUUUUCAAAAAAUGUUAAUAUCCAGCGUAGGUAUACCUUAUUCAGUCUACAGAGAUCAAGUAGUAUUUCAAUGGUGCCUGAGAUGGCAGGAAAUGUAUUUUCUCAAAGAUGGCGUUAUUAAAGUUGAAUUUAGUGUAUAAGGAUUAGUGUUGGUUGCACUGGUGAAGCUGUUUGUAUACUAUUCGAUACUAUUCCAUGUAUUACAGAAAGAAUUAGAAAUAAGAGCGAUUCAACAAUAAGGUAACAACGUUUGUUUUGUUAAUUUUUAAGUGAGCCUGAAUUUGAUUUAACUUAAAAUGGAUCGAGAACUUGUUGAAAAAUUUAUGGAAAUAACUGGAAAAAGUGAAGCUACAGCAUGCCAAUAUUUAUCACUAGCAGAUGGAAAUGUAGAAAUGGCUGUUACUUUGAUGUUCGAAGAAGGACAGGUGCCUCAAGUUCAAGUAACAGAUUCUGAACCAGAAGUACGACCACCUAUAUUACCUACUCAAGAAAUACUGGUUGAUUCUGAACCAAUGUUUUCACUUCCAAGGCUGCCAAAUGCUUUUGACAGAUUUAGAGAUUUUGCUCUUGAAACUCAACGGCAAGAAGAAGAAAUGACUUUAAGAGUUGCCGGUGUGAAAGAGAGCUCCCAACCUAAAUCGAAACGUUUAGAAGAUUUAUUUAGACCUCCGAGUAAUAUAUUAUUUCUUGGUACAUUUGUGGAUGCAAGAGAACACGCGAAAUCUUUAAAUCGUUGGUUACUUGUUAAUGUUCAGGAUUCUCAGGAGUUUGUUUGUCAAGUUCUUAAUAGAGAUGUGUGGUCCAAUGAGCAAAUUCAAGAAAUUGUAAAAGAUCAUUUUGUUUUGUGGCAGGUAUUAUCAAAUACUAAAGAUGGAAAGAAUUACAUAGAUUUUUAUAAAGUAAUAAAUUAUCCGUAUCUAGCAGUCAUAGAUCCUAGAACAGGGGAAUGUAUAAGAAAAUAUAAUCACAUUACUAUAGACAGUUUGAUAUCUGAUUUAAAUGACAUUUUAAGCCUUCACGCAUCUCCAGAAGGUGCUUCUAAUGACAUAACCAAUCAUAAGUCUGAUAACUUUUCUAAAUUACUUAUGAAAGAUCAAUUAUCAGAAACAUCAAAAAAUAAUUAUGCGUCAUGCAGUAAAAGUACAAGAAAUGUAACAUCCGAUAGAGAUUCUGACAAUACAUGUAAACAGCUGGAUAGUCAAAAUAAUAGCAAUUCAAAUAUUUCGAGCAAUAGUCCGUGUAUUUUGAAAAAAAGAAGACGACUCGACAAUACAAAUCAGAAAAUUGAAUCUCCUGAAAGGGUAAAACAGGAGGAAGAAAGAGUAGACAAAAUACAAGAUAGUAAAACCGAUAUAAAUACAGAUAAUGAUAAGCCGCUCUUACGAUUAUGUUUACGAUUACCUACUGGUGACAAGGAAACAAUAUCCAUGUGUGCUACUAAUACUAUUGAAGAUUUUUUGAAAAGAAUGAAAGACAUGGGUUAUCCACUAGCCGACUAUACGUACUUAGUCCCGUUUCCAAAAACAAAUAUUGGUAUACUUGCAGUAAAUAUUCGACUGAUAGACACGAUUUUAUUUCCGUCAAAUACAGUCUUCAUAACAAAAACGUGAAUAUGUGUGUGCAUGAUACCUUUAUCCUAAGUUAUUUAGUUAUAAAGGAUGAAGUAUACCUAAGAAAAGUUAUCCAGAUAUCUAGCACCGUGAAAGAUAUUCGAUAUAUAAUAUUUUUAUUGAGUACCUUACUUCAUAUAUUUAAAAAAUUACCACGUGUAUAUGUUUAUAUUGUACUUGUUGCUCAAAUAUGUUAAUAUCUUCUUUUUAUAUUACAAACGAAGUUUGAAUACAAGCACAGUAAUUAUAACAGUAAAUUGUAGUUUUUACAAUACUUGUAUACAGCACUUUUUUAUGAUUUUUAUAGGAAUAUUAAAUGAAACAAAAAAAAAGAGAUUUUAAAUAAAUGUGUAUAAUAUUGUAACUUCUAGUUCAACAAUGAUAUAAUGGUAGAACAAAACAAUAAAUAAUAAGUUGAAAAAUUUUCAUAUAUUACAGAACAUAGCUUAUUAUGUAUAAAAACAUUUACUUUAUUCAAUGAAUAUUUCAAUCUUGUAUUGAUCAAUAUUGAAAUGGUUUUUCAGUAACUCAAUUCUGUAUACAAAAGAGUUUAGUUAAGUUGAGAAAAUAUCUCUCUAUUUGGUAUCUUCAGUUUUAAAGAUGAAUUUUGUAAACUCUAUUCUAUAUUAUUAUACAUAGAAUAUUAUUGUAGAUAGUCAUUCUAAAAAAAAAAAUAAAUAAAUAAAUAAAAAUAA